This is a messenger RNA of Ascochyta rabiei, 420 nucleotides long. RefSeq lists its product as uncharacterized. The transcript has 2 exons. The record is from RefSeq and is a predicted model, not a curated record. The coding region runs from base 1 to 420 and encodes 139 amino acids. Lineage: Eukaryota; Fungi; Ascomycota; Dothideomycetes; Pleosporales; Didymellaceae.
AUGGCAAGAUGUAAUCCGUUAAGCCUACUACAUUCAAGACGAAGAAGGAGGCGCCAGCUCAGAAGGCCAAUUCCGAUAGAGAUUCGAACCAAAGGACCGAACAACGCAGACGUAUGGCGGAUCGCCAUGUUAUCCUACGACCCUAAAUCCAACACAAAUGUCAUAUCCCAAAGCCUCGUCACGAACGUGCUGGGAGCACAUAUACAUCCCCUCGACAAGGAGACCAUAUCACAUGGGAAGGAGCAGAUGAAUAUCCAAGAGGUUGAUGGAUAUGUUGAUCUAUACUGGUGCUUCGAGCAAAAUAGCAAAAGACUACACAACACACGAUUUCUCGUCACAUCGUCCCAAAAUGCUCCCUACGAUGCAGUACUCGGCAGGGGGGACGCAGAGCAUUACGGCAUGCUUGAAUCGAAGGCAUGA